Messenger RNA from Apus apus (common swift), 6563 nucleotides. RefSeq names its product chloride voltage-gated channel 4 (gene CLCN4). Gene Ontology annotation, molecular function: voltage-gated chloride channel activity. Gene Ontology annotation, biological process: transmembrane transport; chloride transport. The coding region runs from base 98 to 2380 and encodes 760 amino acids. The transcript is spliced from 12 exons. The record is from RefSeq and is a predicted model, not a curated record. Lineage: Eukaryota; Metazoa; Chordata; Aves; Apodiformes; Apodidae. Gene Ontology annotation, cellular component: synaptic vesicle; membrane; early endosome.
AAGCUAUAAUGGGUAUGUCAGUGUGGCUUUUCUGUUAUAAGAAUGAAGUCUUACAUGUCUUUCUUGUAAGCACAUUGCAAGACUUAAAGACCCUAAUAUGGUCAAUGCAGGAGAUAUGAAUGGUUCUGGCAACCUGAUGGAUUUUCUGGAUGAGCCUUUCCCUGAUGUUGGGACUUAUGAAGAUUUCCACACCAUUGACUGGCUGCGGGAGAAAUCACGCGACACUGACCGCCAUAGAAAGAUUACAAGCAAAAGUAAGGAAUCCAUAUGGGAGUUCAUCAAGAGUUUGCUGGAUGCCUGGUCAGGAUGGGUUGUAAUGCUUCUCAUAGGACUCCUGGCAGGCACGUUAGCUGGCGUGAUAGAUUUGGCUGUGGACUGGAUGACAGACCUGAAGGAAGGUGUCUGCCUGUCUGCCUUCUGGUACAGCCACGAGCAGUGCUGCUGGACGUCUAACGAAACUACAUUUGAUGACAGGGACAAAUGUCCCCAGUGGCAGAAAUGGUCUGAACUUCUUGUAAGCCAGUCUGAGGGUGCAAGUGCUUACAUUCUAAACUAUUUUCUAUACAUUAUGUGGGCUCUAUGUUUUGCUUUCCUGGCAGUCUCCCUAGUCAGAGUGUUUGCUCCCUAUGCCUGUGGCUCUGGAAUCCCAGAGAUAAAAACCAUCUUGAGUGGGUUCAUUAUUAGGGGCUACCUGGGAAAAUGGACACUUUUAAUCAAAACUGUCACCUUGGUUCUGGUGGUAUCUUCAGGCCUCAGCCUUGGGAAAGAAGGGCCGUUAGUCCAUGUGGCCUGUUGCUGUGGAAACUUCUUCAGCAGCCUGUUCUCAAAGUACAGCAAGAAUGAAGGAAAGAGGAGAGAGGUGCUCUCAGCUGCAGCUGCCGCAGGAGUAUCUGUUGCCUUUGGGGCCCCAAUCGGAGGUGUGCUUUUUAGUCUGGAAGAGGUCAGCUACUACUUUCCUCUCAAAACCCUCUGGAGGUCAUUUUUUGCUGCUCUCGUGGCUGCCUUCACACUGAGGUCCAUCAAUCCCUUUGGAAACAGCCGGCUGGUCCUGUUCUAUGUGGAGUACCACACCCCCUGGUACAUGGCUGAGCUCUUCCCCUUCAUCCUGCUCGGCGUCUUUGGUGGCCUCUGGGGGACCCUCUUUAUCCGAUGCAACAUUGCCUGGUGCAGGAGGCGAAAAACCACCAGGCUGGGGAAAUACCCAGUGCUGGAGGUGAUAGUGAUAACAGCCAUCACUGCCAUCAUCGCCUACCCCAACCCCUACACUCGGAGGAGCACCAGCGAGCUGAUCUCAGAGCUCUUCAAUGACUGCGGUGCCCUGGAGUCCUCGCAGCUCUGCGAUUAUAUCAAUGACCCAAACAUGACCCGGCCGGUGGACGACAUUCCUGACAGACCUGCUGGCCCUGGAGUAUACACAGCCAUGUGGCAGCUGGCCUUGGCUUUGGUGUUUAAAAUUGUCAUCACAAUAUUCACGUUCGGCAUGAAGAUCCCUUCAGGUCUUUUCAUUCCCAGCAUGGCUGUUGGAGCCAUGGCUGGCAGGAUGGUUGGGAUUGGAGUAGAGCAGCUGGCAUAUCACCACCAUGACUGGAUCAUCUUCAGGAACUGGUGCAGACCUGGGGCAGACUGCGUCACGCCAGGACUUUAUGCUAUGGUGGGAGCGGCAGCUUGCUUGGGUGGUGUUACCCGAAUGACUGUGUCUCUGGUGGUGAUUAUGUUUGAGCUAACUGGAGGCCUGGAGUACAUCGUACCUCUUAUGGCUGCAGCUGUCACAAGCAAGUGGGUGGCAGAUGCCUUUGGGAAAGAAGGGAUCUAUGAAGCUCACAUUCACCUGAAUGGCUACCCCUUUCUGGAUGUGAAGGAUGAAUUCACCCACCGAACCCUGGCAACCGAUGUCAUGAGACCAAGGCGUGGUGAAGCUCCUCUCUCUGUUCUGACACAGGACAGCAUGACAGUGGAGGACGUUGAGACACUAAUCAAGGAGACUGACUACAAUGGCUUUCCAGUGGUGGUUUCAAAAGACUCAGAGAGACUUAUUGGAUUUGCACAGAGACGAGAGCUGAUUCUUGCAAUAAAGAAUGCAAGACAGCGUCAGGAUGGGGUGGUGAGCAACUCCAUCGUGUAUUUCACUGAAGACCCCCCAGAACUGCCACCCAACAGUCCCCAUCCGCUGAAGCUGCGGCGUAUUCUCAACCUGAGCCCUUUCACUGUCACUGACCACACGCCAAUGGAGACUGUGGUAGAUAUUUUCCGGAAACUUGGACUGCGGCAGUGUCUUGUCACUCGGAGUGGGAGGCUGCUGGGUAUCAUAACUAAAAAGGAUGUAUUAAGACAUAUGGCUCAAAUGGCAAACCAGGACCCUGAAUCUAUCAUGUUUAACUAGCCUGGUAAAGGAAGAACAAAGUAACCCCAAAGGAAUUCCUUCUAGGUUAACAUAAAGGCUGUGUUUGGUGUAUAAUUUGUUUAAAGACAAAAUGUAACAUGUAUGAGGAAUGGCCCAAUAUGUCUCUGACAGAGGGAGUGGAUGCAAGAUGGCACUUACUUAAUGAGGAAGGCAGUUUAGAAGCUCCGAGCAGCUGUAGACAUCAAGCUGUUUCCUUAAUGAGAUUUCCAGCAGCUCAGCUGGAGUGUUGGUGGGUGUAAGUCAUGUAGUGCUUAGAGACAGAGCCAGGAGUGCCAGUGGGAUGCAUCAGUGUUCACACUAACUCUUGAGGCAGGUGCAAAGACUAGCAGACACUCUUUAUGCACAAGCCAUUAACAGAUGUAAAGAUUUGUAUUCCAAACUAAAGGGUGUGUAUGAGUAACAUCAGCUUUUGUUACUGAAAUAAUGGUUAUUUAUUUGUGACUGAAUUAUGCCAUUUUCAUGAGGGGGAAAAAAAGUCAUUUUAAAUGAAAAUUUUUGUCAUCUUCAUUUAUUUUUGUAAAAGUUAAGUGAACCAGGACUGGAGUUAAAGGAGCAAGAACACACUUCAACUCACUUCAAAACAAAUUGUCCCCUGCUCCCUAAUAUAAUCCUUCAAAUUUUAUACAUUUUAGCAUUCCUGUCAAUCAGCUUCCCUUUAUUGAUGUUGAAAUGUGACUUGUUUGUAACAGUUUAUUAUUUCUCUAUGCAAUUUUGCAUACAGGUACUGUAAUAUUUAGUAUUAUGGGGCUUGCUGUGACAACUGGAAAGAAUAUAGAAGCCUGUGGAGGAAUUUUCAAAGGCGCUGAAGGGAGACUGGUAUCCAGCUUUCAUCAAUGUUAGUGACAAGAGUUUGAAUCCUUCACCUGUCUUCCCUUGUGUAUGUCAUAAUUUUUCACAAACUAAUUAAGUUCUGCAUUGAUUCCUAUUCUCCAUUUAGUUCAUCUUUGCUAUUUUUUGGCAGCUGUCUGCGCCUGUCAAGAGAUUGCUGAAGUUAAUUUAACAGUCACAGACAUUUAUUCUGUAGCAGAUCUACCCUUUAUGCAUCUGCCAGUCAUAGGAUUGUGGAAUCUAUCUCCACAACACUGUGGCUAGAUAAGAUUAAAUGGACUGAGAAUGUAAACAAUGAUAGAAAAGCUUUAAUCAUUGAUCUGUUUGCAGCAGGAACACAAGAUAUAACAGCCUCUGCUAGGGACCUCCAAGUCACUCAGGUAAAAAUGCUAAGUUUUCCUAAAUCCUUGGUCCUAUGUGAGAUGCACAGUCAAUGCGGUCUGUGUUAAUAUACUAGCACUUUAUGCUAUCCGUAACAGAAGACCAAAUUCUUCUCUCAGUAACACACAAUCCACCCUGCCCAGGGCAUGCUUUGAAACUGUAAGCUUAAGACUGGAGAGAAGUUGCACCCUAACUUAGAUGCCCUGAAUUCCUUUCAGACACUAUGAGAGUGUGGACUGUUCACUUAGGCAUCUAUAACCUCUGGUAUUUUUGUUCAAACUCAUACAGUUACUAGUAGCUCAAGUCCAUUGCGUCCAGAUGGUCUUCAUGGACAGAGAUGAGAGAAGUCCUUUCAUGCCAGAAGGACCUGUUGCUUACUCCAGACAAAAGCCAGACUGACGAUCCAACUUGUAGGCUAUGUGGAUGAUUAUUGUGUUCCUGAACAGAGACAACCAGCCAGGUGCACCCUAAGCUAGAUGCCCAGAGGUACAUGUUACAAAUUCCUCUUCUUAUCUCUAGUGACCAUGCUUCCUUCUGGCAUGUGUCCCACUGCAUUCACACAAAGUAUGGCCCAAAUUGUUUAAGUGAAAGAAACGGAAGGGAUAAUUUUAAUCUGCUAAAUGCUCCAUUUAACAAUAGUGUCUGCAACAGACUGACAUAAAUAUAUGUAGCUCUGGCCAAAGCUCACAAAUGUUUCAGUGUAUACUUUUUGUUAACUGAACAUCUGCACUACAAUGUAUUAUUAAAGGGUUAUUGUUUAAACUAUAUAAACUACAGAACUGAGUAACCCUUUCCUUCUGAAAAUAGGAAAUACAACAUAAUAUUGUUGUUUCUUACGUUUUUAUGUGAAGCUAUUGUCAACCACAUUCAUAAAAAAAACCAACCAACUCAACAACCAAGCUCACAGACAUUCAAUGCCCUCAUGUGAACAGAGAUGCAAUCAUAAAGUCAAUGCAUUCCCACAACUAGACCCAGGAAGGGCUUAGUACAAAUGUCAGUUCAUAGUCAAAACUAGAAUCUAAGGGAUCUGGACUAAGAUAAGUAGGCUGAAUUUUGAGGGUAAUCUUAUUCUGAAAUUAAAACUGAAGGACUGUUAUACUUUUGACUUCUAUAGCUCUUAAUGUCAAUAUAUACAUGUUUGAUGAGCACUUUCUCCAUCUUCCCAUAUGUUUACACAGGAAACAAGUGUGCAUACUCUAUCCACUUGAAGAUUAAAAUACCUCUUUUACUCAUAAAUUAAGAGAAAUACAUUGAGAAGUGAAUUUAUCUGCUAUUUGAAAUCAAAUUCAAGACUUCGUGUAUGUCUGAAAAAGGACAGAUCUAAAGCCUUCUCUGUUAGCCAAGAAAAUUUCAGUCCAUGCUGCAUUAUCAUGUAGUCCAUGGCAGAACAAACUCUGAAGAGCAUUGAUUGAUAGUACUGGGGGCACACUAACAAGUACCAGGAUGGUAUAUCAAUGCUGAAAAAAAUUGUCAUUUCUUAAGAAAAAGACAGUCACCUAGUUGAGGUUAAACUGGCCAUGAAUACAAACUCACUUGGGUAUUGACUCCAUGGCUAUGCAUAGGCAUAAACUUUUGUGGCUAAUUCCCAUUAAUACCCAGAGGCCUGAUCCAUUAAAGCCAACAGUCAGCCCUGUGAUAGCUUGUUGCCUUAUCUCAAUAGACUGCAUAUGAGGAGCCAUCUUGCUUAAGAACAGGAUCCAUAAAACCAGCAUGGUAAAAAACAAACAGAAAAAACUGAGAUUUAUACACUUAUUGCAGGUGCAGUUAGACCCUGGGACUAGCCCCCAAGCAGAAGACAGGUACACUGAUGUCCAGCUUUUUUCUAUCUUAUCAUCUAUCUUAUCAUCUCUUUAGAUGGAAUGGUUUAAAUAUCUAGUGGGUCAAGGAAAAAAGCUUUGGAUGUGUAACUACGUAGGUGGUUAGACUGCUGUUUCUUGUUCAAAAUGUGCUAAACUUCCUUAGAGCAGGGACUGAUAUUUAGCUCUCCAGAAAUAGCAUCACCAUAGCUGACUUCAGCUGCUUGACAUUAUCAAGGCUGAGGUGAUGCUAGAAUGACAAGAAGGGUUUUGAAACUGGACAGGCUUUGCUAAUUAGAAAACUUAACACUUCCGACACUUCUGGAGGCAGUAAUUGGCUUUCUGUUGAACUUCCUCCAUGAUACAGUAUUCAUUGCUCUUUCAGCUUGAGUUGCUGAACGGAAAACAGUCUUAAUAUAAAUUAAUAACAUGCUUUUCUUGAAAAAAAUGCAGUUUUGAUGUAAUGAUUUAAUCUAUUCUGCUGCAACAAGCACAUUAUCAGUCACUGUUUUCCAUCUGUAUUUCCAAAUGUCUCGGAAGUUACUGAAUUGGCUCCAAGAGGGAUAGAUCUCAGCCUCAAGUAUUUAUUUGAAUUUUUAGAACUCAAGAUAGUUACAUAGCUUGAUGAAUCUGAGAGUUACGUAAGUGCUUUAGAAUAUAUUGCUUACUUUAUGCAACUUCAGUUCAGUCCUUGUGUUCAAGCAGCUGGGUUUUGAAGAUGUCAAACUAAACAAGAGAACAAAAACCUUUAAAUUAUUUAAGUUCAGUAUUGUACCUUUGUUUUGCAUGAACUAUGUUACAGUUACAUUCAGCUUCCAAUGUGCACUUGAAGCAAUCUGUACCGAGAAAGUUUAUUACUGAAGUACAGAACAUGGAUGAAAUUAGUCAGAUUCUUUCGCUGUCUCAGUGAUACUAAUUAUUAAUUCUUACGCUUUGAUGAAGCGUGGAAAGAAUGUUUAAGAUUUAGUGGAGACUCACUGAUUCUGUGUUGGAAUGACACUAUAAUUAUGAAUACUGUUUCACUUUGGUUUUAUUUUUUUGUUGUUGUUGUCGGUUUGUUUUGGUUUUUUAAUUGUAGAAGACAGUAUACAUAUGUGGCACCUUAUCAAAAACAUUGUUUGGACUCUAUUUUUUAAAUAAAACUGACUUACAUGGAA